GCGCCCGGGGCCACGAUGGAGCGCGACGGCUGUGCCGGGGGCGGGAGCCGCGGCGGCGAGGGCGGGCGCGGCUCCCGGGAGGGCCCUGCGGGGAAUGGCCGCGACUCGGGCCGCGGCCACGGCGCCGAGGCGCCCGGGGAGCCGCAGGCGGCCGCGUCCUUGCUGGCCCCCAUGGACCUGGGGGAGGAGCAGCUGGAGAAGGCGGCGCGCGCCCGCACGGCCAAGGACCCCAACACCUAUAAAGUGCUCUCGCUGGUAUUGUCAGUCUGUGUGUUAACAACAAUCCUUGGUUGUAUAUUUGGGUUGAAACCAAGCUGUGCCAAAGAAGUUAAAAGUUGCAAAGGUCGCUGCUUUGAGAGAACAUUUGGGAACUGUCGCUGUGAUGUUGCUUGCGUUGACCUUGGAAACUGCUGUCUAGAUUACCAGGAGACAUGUAUAGCACCAGAACGGAUAUGGACUUGCAGCAAAUUCAGGUGUGGUGAGAAAAGGUUGUCCCGAAGCCUCUGCUCCUGUUCAGAUGACUGCAGGGACAAGGGCGACUGUUGCAUCAACUAUAGCUCCGUAUGCCGAGGUGAGAAAAGUUGGGUAGAAGAAACGUGUGAGAGCAUUAGUGAGCCACAGUGUCCAACAGGGUUUGAAAAGCCUCCAGUCCUCUUAUUUUCUUUGGAUGGUUUCAGGGCAGAAUAUUUACACACUUGGGGUGGACUUCUUCCUGUUAUUAGCAAACUAAAAACCUGUGGAACAUACACUAAAAACAUGAGACCAGUCUAUCCAACAAAAACUUUCCCCAAUCACUACAGCAUUGUCACAGGGCUUUAUCCAGAAUCCCAUGGCAUAAUUGACAAUAAAAUGUAUGAUCCCAAAAUGAAUGCAAACUUUGCACUUAAAACUAAAGAGAAAUUUAACCCUGAGUGGUACAAAGGAGAACCAAUUUGGCUUACAGCUAAAUAUCAAGGCAUGAAGUCAGGCACAUUUUUUUGGCCAGGAUCAGAUGUGAAAAUUAAUGGAAUUCUCCCAGACUUGUAUAAAAUAUAUAAUGGUUCAGUGCCAUUUGAAGAGAGAAUUUUAGCUGUUCUUAAGUGGCUGCAGCUUCCUAAAGAUGAAAGACCACACUUUUACACUCUGUAUUUAGAAGAACCAGAUUCUUCGGGUCAUUCAUACGGACCAGUCAGCAGUGAAGUCAUCAGAGCUCUGCAGAGGGUUGAUGACAUGGUUGGCAUGCUGAUGGACGGUCUUAAGGAGCUAAACUUGCAUCGAUGCCUGAACCUCAUCCUUAUUUCAGAUCAUGGCAUGGAACAAGGCAGUUGUAAGAAAUAUGUGUAUCUGAAUAAAUACUUGGGAGAUAUUAAAAAUGUUAAAGUUGUCUAUGGACCUGCAGCUCGAUUGAGACCCUCUGAUGUUCCAGAUAAAUACUAUUCAUUUAAUUAUGAAGGCAUUGCCAAGAAUCUUUCUUGCCAGGAACCAAACCAGCACUUCAAACCUUACCUGAAGCAUUUCUUACCUAAGCGUUUGCACUUUGCCAAAAGUGACAGGAUUGAGCCCUUGACAUUCUAUUUGGACCCUCAGUGGCAACUUGCACUGAAUCCUUCAGAAAGGAAAUAUUGUGGAGGGGGAUUUCAUGGCUCUGACAAUGCAUUUUCAAAUAUGCAAGCCCUCUUUAUUGGCUAUGGACCUGGAUUCAAGCACAGCAUUGAAGUUGACCCCUUUGAAAAUAUUGAAGUCUAUAACUUAAUGUGUGAUUUACUGAAUUUGACACCAGCUCCUAAUAAUGGAACUCAUGGAAGUCUUAACCACCUUCUGAAGAAUCCUGUUUACACCCCAAAGCACCCCAAAGAAGUCCGCUCCCUGGUCCAGUGCCCCUUCACAAGAGCCCCCCAGGAGAACCUCGAUUGCUCCUGUGACCCUUCAAUUUUGCCAAUUGUGGAUUUUCAGACACAGUUGAAUCUGACCAUGGCAGAAGAGAAGGUCAUUAAGCGAGGCACUUUACCCUAUGGAAGACCCAGAGUUCUGCAGAAGAAUAGCACCGUCUGUCUGCUUUACCAACACCAGUUUGUGAGUGGUUACAGCCAUGACCUCUUGAUGCCCCUUUGGACAUCCUACACCGUGGACAGAAAUGACAGUUUCUCUGCAGAAGACUUUUCCAACUGUCUUUACCAGGAUCUCCGAAUUCCUCUUAGUCCCAUCCACAAAUGCUCAUUUUAUAAAAAUAAUGCUAAACUGAGUUAUGGGUUCCUCUCCCCACCACAAUUAAAUAAAGGUUCAAGUCAAGUAUAUUCUGAAGCAUUACUCACCACUAAUAUGGUACCCAUGUACCAGAGUUUUCAAGUUAUAUGGCACUACUUGCAUGGCACCCUCCUGCAGAGGUAUGCUGAAGAAAGAAAUGGCAUCAAUGUUGUCAGCGGUCCCGUGUUUGACUCUGAUUAUGAUGGACGUUAUGAUUCCUUGGAAACUCUGAAGCAAAACAGCAGAACCAUCCGUAAUCAAGAAAUCCUGAUUCCGACUCACUUCUUCAUUGUGCUAACAAGUUGUAAAAACACAUCCCAGAUUCCCUCACAGUGUGAAAAUCUAGAUACCUUGGCUUUCAUUUUGCCUCACAGGACAGAUAAUAGUGAGAGCUGUGCGCAUGGGAAGCAUGAAUCCUCAUGGGUUGAAGAGUUGUUGAGGCUACACAGAGCUCGGAUCACAGAUGUAGAACACAUCACUGGACUCAGCUUCUAUCAAGAAAGAAAAGAGCCAAUUUCAGACAUUUUAAAGUUGAAAACACAGUUGCCACCCUUUAACCAAGAAGACUGAUAUUUUUUUAUUUGAAAAACACACCGUAAAUCUUUUUGAAAGAACCUUCUGUUUUAUACAUCCUCUGUUCAUGCUGUUGCAUUGUUUGGAGACUGCCGACCAGAGUUAGAACUGGGAAUCCUCUGUGAUACACGACCAUCUCAGGGAAACUUGUGGCCUCAGCAAAGCAGUAGGAAAGUGUUCCUAUUGAGUCUUGCACAUGUUUGAAUGUGUAAGAAUUGUUCAAAUUUGGGAAUAAAGACAGACCAUACCUAAAACUGCUCUUCUACUUCUCUUAAGGGCAGAAGUGAAUGUUGUCUGGUCACCAGAUGUUCAAGUCUUAUUAUCAUUAAUAAAUUUCUCUGAUGCUGGCAAACCCUUGACUAAUGAAUAGGGCUGGAAAAGUCCAUGUUUCAUUAGUUUAUUCAUAAGCAUUUAGUAGUGAUUCUGGAUUUUCUAACUUGGAGUUUCAUUUAUUUUAAUUUUGUUCAGAAAAGCUAAUGGAAGCAAAAAUAUUUCUGAGUCCCUAUUUCUAUCUUUCUGUACACCCCCUCAAAGACCAAAACAUUUAAUCCUGUGUUAUUUUUUAAUUGUGACUUGGCUUCUUUAGAUUUAGUGGUCCUUUCAAGUUAAACUUUGAGGAAAGAUCUAUAUUGAGUGUAUCUACCUUUUAUAAAAUUUUAUUCUACAUUUGUACCAAAAAACGAAAUGCACUACUGUCCUUCCCACUGGUAAUUAACAUAGGUUGAAAAUAACUCCCAAAGUGGUUAUUUUAGACUGUUAAAAGUGUGUCUCAUCUUUGUGAAACUUUAGAGAGCUUGUCAACUCACGCAAGGUGGCAUUUUUCUUCCAGAUAGCAGGAAUGUUUUCCUUUAUGCACAAAAACGAUCCAACCAGCAGCAGAGCUAUACUGUUCUGAGCUUUUAAUUUUGAAGUUCCAUUGAUUUGAAUAUAGUAUGUUACCAUCACGUUAUAUCUUCUCAGUAGUCAUGAUAAAUGAAUUUGAUUUCUCUACUUCAUAUACCAUACCCUUUAGUACCAACCUGUGGACUUUCAAAAGCUAUGCUCAUUUUUGGCUACUUGGGUCUGAUUUAAGUAUUAUAUUAAUACACCAAAGAUCUAUUUUUGUCCUUCAAUAACAUAGGUACCACAAAGACUUUUAGAUAAUACAAUUUGCAUCUGAAAAGUUUUUAAUGAUUUAGAAAAUUUUAAAGUAUUUUUUUCCCCUCUGUUGUUCAGAUUGGUUAAUUUCUGUUGUUCUCUCUUCAAGUUCAUGGAUUCUUUCCUCUGCCUAAUCCAUUCUGAUGUUGAGGCUAUCCAUUGAUUUUUAUAUUUCAGUUAUUAUAUUUUUUAUUUCUAAAAAUUCCAUUUGGUUCUUUUUUAUAACUUUGAUUUCUUUGCUGAGAAUUUUUAUCUCUUGCUGCGAAUUUCUAUGUUUCAAACAUACUCAUAAAUGCUUCAAUGUUUCAAACAUACUCAUAAAUGCUUAUUGAAGCAUUUUUAUGAUGAUUGUCAUAAAAUCUUUGUCAGAUAAUUCUGACAUGUGUCUUUGCAUUGACACCUAUUGUCUUUUUUCAUUUAAGAAGAUUUUUCUGGAUCUUCAUGUAAUGAAUGAUUUUCCACUGAAAUCUGGAUAUUUUAGGGAUUAUGUAUGAGACUGUAGAUCUUAUUUAAACCUUCCGUUUUAGAUGACUUUCUCUUGUCAUCACCCUGGCAGAGGAAUCGGGGGCACUGUCUCAUUAUUGCCAGCUGUGAAAGCGUCCAGUUUCCUUACUCAGCCUCCAUUGGCACUUGGGGUGAGAUGAGACCCUUUUUACUGGGCAGAGGGAAUUUAGUUUCCUACUGGAAGGCAUCCCAGACGCCUUCCUGUCUGGGAUGUGCAGGGCACCUUGUUACUGAUGCUGUGGACAGGAGUGGCAGGGAAGGCUUUAUUAUCAACAGGUGAGGAUAAAAUGAUCAGCUUUCUACUCAGCCUUCUCUGACGUCAUCCUGGCAUAGGACUUGGGGCACCUCUUCACAGCCUGGCAAGCCUCUGUCUUUGCUGCAUGGUUGGAGUCAUGGUCUUUUCUGUGGUGUUUGGCUGGAGUGGAAUGGUUAUUUUUUUCUCUCUUGCUAAGCUACUCCUUUUCUGGCCUUUUGGCUGGAGAGAUAGCAGGCCUUUCUUGGGGCCUCUUUUCAUUUAUACUCAUUGGCAUUUCCAGGUUGCUGACUUCCUCUGUUAGCAAGUCUGAGAUCUAUGAACUAAAAAAAAAAAAAAAAAAAA
Molecule: messenger RNA, 5035 nt
Organism: Sus scrofa (pig)
Lineage: Eukaryota; Metazoa; Chordata; Mammalia; Artiodactyla; Suidae
Gene: ENPP1
Product: ectonucleotide pyrophosphatase/phosphodiesterase 1
Biological process (GO): nucleoside triphosphate catabolic process; immune response; regulation of bone mineralization
Cellular component (GO): cell surface
Molecular function (GO): metal ion binding; scavenger receptor activity; nucleic acid binding
Source: RefSeq, a predicted model, not a curated record